Molecule: messenger RNA, 921 nt
Organism: Debaryomyces hansenii CBS767
Lineage: Eukaryota; Fungi; Ascomycota; Pichiomycetes; Serinales; Debaryomycetaceae
Exons: 1
Coding region: 1-921 (306 amino acids)
Source: RefSeq, a predicted model, not a curated record
AUGGCAAUUGAAGGAUUAACGCCAGAACAGCUAGAGACGUUUCAAAGGGAAGGGGUCCUAUGCAUACCAAACUUUUUGAAUAGUGAACAAAUACAACAGUUGGCUGAUAGAUCGCACGCCCUUUUGAAUAACUUUGAUUUGAAAGACCAUCCGAAGACACAAUUCAAAACCAACGACAACGAUCAUAUCGGAGAUCAAUACUUUUUUGAUUCAGCGAAUAAGAUUUCGUUUUUCUUUGACGUGGAUGCGUUUGAUAAGGAGAGUGGCGAGUUGCGGUUCCCCAAGGAUAAGGCCAUUAACAAGGUUGGGCAUGGGUUGCAUAUGAAAGACGAACUUUUUCAUAAGAUUACAUUUGACAGUAAGGUGAAGGCAAUUGCAAGGUCGUUGAACUACACAGACCCCAGGGUAUUGCAGAGUAUGUGCAUUUUCAAGCAACCUCAAAUGGGAGGACAUGAUGCUCGAGAUAAUUCGGUACCCUCGCAUACUGACGGAACAUUUUUGUACACCGAACCCCAGUCUGCUGUAGGUUUCUGGUUUGCAUUAGAAGACUGUACGGAGGAAAAUGGGUGUUUAUCGUAUAAUCCGGGGUCCCAUAAGCGAUUUCCUAUUACCAAGCGGUUUGCCAAGGUCAAUGGGGGCAAAAACGGGUGCAACUUCAUAUCUGUAGAAUACGAUACUUCGAAAAAAAUCCCAGAUGACUCCCCAAAUGAUUACAAACUCGUCGAAUGCCCUGUUGGGUCCUUGGUGCUUAUCCACAACUCCGUUUUACACAAAUCAGAGAAGAAUACGUCGACCAAGUCUAGGUAUGCCUACACAUUUCACGUAAUCGACGGAACCGCCAAGUACGAUAAAUUGAACUGGUUGCAGGUCCCUCCAUCAGAGGAAGGUGGCACUGAAUUUAGUAAGCUAUACGAAGAAUAG